Vigna angularis (adzuki bean) is the source of this 1467-nucleotide messenger RNA. RefSeq lists its product as uncharacterized. The record is from RefSeq and is a predicted model, not a curated record. The transcript has a single exon. The coding region runs from base 1 to 1467 and encodes 488 amino acids. NCBI's taxonomy places the organism in Eukaryota, Viridiplantae, Streptophyta, Magnoliopsida, Fabales, Fabaceae.
AUGGAGAACCAAGUAGAAGUUCAAGAAGGAAUAGAAGCCGAUAUCCAACAGCUGAAAGGACAAAUCAGUCGAAUCUUAGAAGCCCUGAAUGCCUUACAAAGCCCCGGAGAUCCAUCUGCACAAAGACUACAACAAGAAGUUCCGGAAGCACAAACUUUCCCUUCCCAUCGUCUUCCCCCGAAUUAUACUCCACCCUUAGGAGUGGACUUGGGACAUCUUGACACUCAAAAGGCCGAAGAUAAUGCAGUUGAGGUAGAAGACGAGCCUGGGGCAACCACUUUCACAAUUCCUGGGCAGAUUAUCCAACCAGGUAUUGAAAGCAUGAUGAUGAAAAAACAACCUAAGACGAAGUCUCCAUCUUGUGUCAUUACACCAGGAGAUUUUAAGGAUGAUAAGAGCAGAUUAGAAGUCCUUGAGAAGAGGUUGAGAGCCAUAGAGGGUGAAGGAAGUUUUGAAUUUGAAGAUGCUAAAAAACUGUGUUUAGUUCAUGAUGUGGUGAUACCUCCAAGGUUCAGGAUGCCAGAAUUUGAGAAAUAUCGGGGAAAUACUUGCCCGAGGGGCCAUAUAACCAUGUACUGCAGGAAAAUGGCAGCUUAUGUCCACGAUGAAAAACUUUUGAUUCAUUUCUUCCAAGAAAGUUUAACUGGCAUGGCUCUAACUUGGUACAUGCGUUUGGAAACGACUCACAUCUACUCAUGGAAAGAUCUGGUUAGCGCAUUUCUAAAGCAGUAUGAAUAUAAUAAAUAUCUAACACCUGACAGAUUACAACUGCAAAACAUAGUGAAGAAAGAGUCCGAAUCAUUCAGAGAAUAUGCCCAAAGGUGGAGAGAAAUUGCUGCUCAAGUAGAACCGCCUCUGAGCGACAAGGAGAUGACUAUCAUAUUUUUGAAUACUCUGCAAACCCCAUUUUAUGAACACAUGAUAGGCAGCGUUUCCUUAAGUUUUACUGACAUAGUAGUAAUUGGAGAGAGGGUUGAGAGUGGCACAAGAAGUGGAAAAAUUGCACUAGGCCCAGAGCUAGUAGCCAGUCUAAACGAGUAUGGUCUUAGACAUGAGAAAGAUAAGAAGCAAAGAGCUAAUUCCCAUUUUACUGCCUAUCCUCAAAUGUCACAUUCCUAUGGGUCUAGUCGAGCCACUGAACGAAGAAAUUACAAUCGUGAUGAGAAGGUCGCCAACUUCACUCCUAUCCCCAUGACCUAUACAGAGCUACUACCAGAUCUUCUCUGCAGAAACCUCAUAAAGAUUUGUCCAACCAGGCCUAUACGACCUCCGUAUCCAAGGAGCUAUGACGUAAAUGCCAGAUGUGAUUAUCAUGGAGGGGCGUGUGGACAUUCAAUAGAGGCAUGCAAGGCUUUGAAACGUAAAGUGCAAUCUUUGAUCGAUUCAGGAUGUUUAAAGUUUGAAGAAAUGCAAUCCAGCAUUGUGGCAAGGCAUGAGUUCACCACUACAAAUGCCAAGGACGAGUGA